Molecule: messenger RNA, 264 nt
Organism: Rodentolepis nana
Lineage: Eukaryota; Metazoa; Platyhelminthes; Cestoda; Cyclophyllidea; Hymenolepididae
Source: the annotation of a GenBank genome assembly
AUGACUGCUCUCAGCGUGCGAGAUGCUGCCAAGCGGAAGCCUGGUUGCAGAAGAUCGGUGCGAGUGCCAAGUUCUUAUACUCCACUACCUAAUUCACCUUCUCCCAUCCAUCUUCCGCGUUUGCCACCCCCACUUCCGCGUCCUCCUUCACCAGCUCAAAUUCUGCCAAACCCUGCCAAGUGCUUUAAUUAUGCACCGCCAAGGCCAACACAACGAGACUUCCCCUUGGAGAGCGCAGCAAAAGGCUCGAAUGGAAAUGUUUAA